This is a messenger RNA of Lepisosteus oculatus (spotted gar), 987 nucleotides long. It is a transcript of the gene npb, whose product is annotated as neuropeptide B. NCBI's taxonomy places the organism in Eukaryota, Metazoa, Chordata, Actinopteri, Semionotiformes, Lepisosteidae. The record is from RefSeq and is a predicted model, not a curated record. Gene Ontology annotation, biological process: G protein-coupled receptor signaling pathway; feeding behavior. Gene Ontology annotation, molecular function: G protein-coupled receptor binding.
AAUCACCUUCUCCGAUUAAGUUGACGAAUGUGAUUACGAUCGAGGGGCUCCUAUAUAAGAGACGGCGUUUUCUGCGUUGGAGCAUAAAGUUACCAGCAGAACAGAAAGAGUAAGAGUUUGAAGUGAGCUCAACGGAAAGUCGCUCCAGGAUCAAGACCACUCGUCUCGCUGCCUGAAACAGUCGAGCGAUGUUCGCCAUGGAGAGAUCGAUGAAAUUUGCCUUGGUGGUGGCGGCCAUCUCCAUGCUCAUUUCUUGCCACCCCACGGCGGCGUGGUACAAGCAAGCGACUGGCCCAAGCUACUACUCCGUAGGCAGAGCUUCAGGUUUGCUGUCCGGCAUCCGAAGAUCACCUUACAUCAGAAGGUCUGAACCUGAGGCUAUGGCCGAAAGCGGAGAGUCCACUGGAAACUUUAUGACGGAGAUGGGUAGCCAAGCCCGACAGACAGCCUUCCUGAAGAAUAUGGCUGUGUGUGUCAAAGACAUUUCUCCGAACCUGCAAAGCUGUGAACUUGUGCAGGAUGGGAUGAGCACGUUUCAGUGUAAGGCAGACGUGUACCUUUCCCUCGACUCACAGGACUGCGUCAACGCCUAAAGAUCCCUCACCGGCAAAACACACUGAUCGCAGCGCCUCUUUCCACGGAGUACUACAACUACAACCAAGUGUGACGGACCGAUGACAUUGAAUGUUUCUCACCAUAUGUGAAGAUGUAACAAAAAAAAAAUCCAAAGUACGGUGUGCGAGAAGGGUUAUUUCAGUUUGAUACCCUACCCCUACCCUACAUCCAUAUCCAACGUCGCCUCUGCCAAAUGUAUUAAAUGAUCAUAUAUUGUUAACUGCUGAGCAGAACUUCUCGAAGAUUUAUCCUUUAUUUUGUUUCGAUUUUUAUUUAUUAAAAUUUACAUAAACUGUGAACUUUAUGUGUACAUUUGUAUUAAUGUUCUAUAUAAAAAAGCAACAUAAAAUAAAUUAUAUUUGAUUUGUUCAA